Molecule: messenger RNA, 261 nt
Organism: Gilbertella persicaria
Lineage: Eukaryota; Fungi; Mucoromycota; Mucoromycetes; Mucorales; Choanephoraceae
Exons: 1
Coding region: 1-261 (86 amino acids)
Source: RefSeq, a predicted model, not a curated record
AUGUUUCAAGAUUUUUCAAGUCGAUUCUCAACAUAUUUUUCUUGGAUAUUAACGGCUUCCCUACUAUCUCAGCCUUAUGAUUAUUUUGACUUUGUUAACACCUUUGAGCUCGACAAAAGACGCGCUAAUACUGCUUACUUGAAUACCAUGAAGGCAGCUCUGUCUUCUAAAAAAGGAGACAAGAAGCUCUUGAUCGCCAAAGUGAUCAAUGACUUCAAUGUAAUCAGACGCUCUGCUACAACUAUCUACAAUAUCCUCUAA